UUCACCACUGACUUCCAACCAGACUGUUCACCAAGCCUGGGACUGGCUCGGAAUUUCAGCUUCGACUUCGUCUGUGCCUUCAAAGAUGCUGACUUAUCUACGUAUUGGGCGAAGGACCAGACUUCGUCCCAGCAUCAGCGUCUCAUAAACCUCGACACCAACGGGAAGGGUGCUGCGCUUGGCAUCUGGGAACCUGGCCAUGCCCCAUCCCUGUCUACGCAGCACUACGUUUUCUUUGGUAAAGUCAGCGUCGAACUACUAGCUGCCUCUGGUCAAGGAGUUGCAUCAAGUAUCGUGCUAAAAUCAGAUUCUGGAAACGAAAUUUCAUGGGACAUUCUUGGAACGCAUGACAACCAAGUACAAGCGAACUACCUGUUUCAUGGUGGUACCGAUGGCAAAGUAUACAAUCAAACAUUCCCCGUCGACUCGUCUAUUUUCACUGCAUUCCACACAUAUUCGAUUGAGUGGACGCAGUACAAAAUCGCGUUUUCCAUCGACGGACACGAAGUUCUUACCUGGUACGUCGGCGACGUCCCCCCAGAGAAGUGGCCCCAAACCCCUAUGAAACUUCACAUCGGCACGUGGAUUCCAGACCAAAACCGCGAAGGAAACAGCCUCGCUCGAUCGGCUAGAGGACCGCCCAGCUGGGAGCACGCGCCUUUCACGGCGUUCUUCAGGAAGGUCGAAAUCAACGAUUUCGCCGGAUUGUGCCUCGAGGUUGACGGUCCAGUGGAAUACGUCGUCGACGAUGGUAUCAGAGGAUGGGAAGACGUGAAAGUCAAGGGCUGCUACAAGAGGUUCUCGUCCGGGAUGUACAUCCCCCAUGCGGGCUUCCAGGUCCCAACCUCUCGGCCUGUGGAGGCACCCACGGCCUCUUCGGGGGGCAGCAGUCUCUUAUCGAGCGGAGUUGGCAGGCCUACGGACUCAGGAUCGAAGACAACUGAUGGUGCUCCGGAGAGGACCAACGCUGAGGCUGAAGGAGAGGCGGCGGUGGUUUCAUGGCCGCACACGCACAGGCUCGCUGCUGUGGUCUUCCUCGUGUGGCUGCUACUGUCUUGGUAG
Molecule: messenger RNA, 1062 nt
Organism: Clonostachys byssicola
Lineage: Eukaryota; Fungi; Ascomycota; Sordariomycetes; Hypocreales; Bionectriaceae
Source: the annotation of a GenBank genome assembly